Lithohypha guttulata is the source of this 1017-nucleotide messenger RNA. RefSeq lists its product as uncharacterized. The record is from RefSeq and is a predicted model, not a curated record. Gene Ontology annotation, biological process: fungal-type cell wall (1->3)-beta-D-glucan biosynthetic process; fungal-type cell wall organization. Gene Ontology annotation, cellular component: plasma membrane. Bases 1 to 1017 code for a protein of 338 amino acids. Gene Ontology annotation, molecular function: 1,3-beta-glucanosyltransferase activity. NCBI's taxonomy places the organism in Eukaryota, Fungi, Ascomycota, Eurotiomycetes, Chaetothyriales, Trichomeriaceae. The transcript has 2 exons.
AUGCCUAUCACUAUCAGAGGCAAUCACUUCGUGAAAGACGGCAAGCGCUUUGUGAUUCGCGGAGUCGUGUAUCAACCAUACAGAGGCAGCAGGUUCGGCUCCUUAAACCCUGAAGACUUCGACCCUCUUCUUGAUGACCAUAUCGACGAGAUCCACAAUGAUAUUACACUCUUCCGAGAACUCGGCAUCAAUGCCAUCCAUGUCUACAGAAUUGUUCCUUCGCUAGCGCACGAUGCCGCUUUCGCUGCGCUUGCAGCUGCUGGAAUUUAUGUGACCCUGGGACUGUCCCAUCCGAGUGCAGGCAAAUGUAUCAACCGUCUACGACCACGCGAAUCGUACACGAGGGAGUUGCUUGACCACUAUUUCGAGACUGUUGACUGUGCGUCCAAAUAUGACAAUGUCAUUGGAGUGGUGGCAGCAGAUCAUGUUAUCAAUAAUCCUGACACCACUCUAACGGCGGAAGUGAUUCGAGCUGUCGUACGUGAUGUCAAGAUCCAUAUGAAACAACAGUAUGAGAAGAAUGGGCAACGAAUCCUUCCUGUAGGCAUUUCGGACGAGUACUUUGCUGCAAAGUCGACGAACUCGAUCGAUUACUUCACGGCGGGCAACAAAGACACAAGUAUCGACUUCUAUUCUUUCGUUAAAUUUGACCAGGUAGAGGAGUCAUCCGUCUAUUGGCAAGAAGACGUACACCGCUUUGAAGGCAAAGGGAUACCGGUGAUCGUCUCAGAGUAUGGUGGGAGUAGCAGAAGACCUAGGGAAUUUCAUGAGGCCAAGUCAUUGUAUUCGUCCGACGCCCUUCGUGUCCUUUCUGGAGGGUUCGCCUAUGAAUUUAAAGAAGGUCCGAAUCAGUAUGGGUUGGUUAUGUCUGAUGGUCAAAGGUUAUGGGACUUCGAUAAUCUGAAGCGAAGCCUAGAGGAAGUAAAGGUACCUGAGUCCGAGCCAGAUGAUGUGAAUGAGCGUUACUCAUGGAGGGCAUCUUCUGAUAUCCCUGCCUCUUUGGUCUUCGAUACUUAA